CCCGGGUAUUAUGGAAAAAUCCCGGUGGCUCCGGUAUUUAUCACGUCGCUCUACUUCACACUCCAGUUUGAAUACCGACGAAUCCGACGGCACUUAAAGGCGGCACUGAGUCGCUCCGGUCACAAAACCUGCGAAACAAACAAAGUCAGGACAAACCAAGAUGUCACGUCUCGGAAAUGUAACACCAGUGAGUUUAGCUACAUUAACUCUACUGCUUUGCCUAUUUUCAGUCAGAGGUGACUACUGUAAGGUGAAUGUUUGCCAUAAUGGGGCAACAUGUGUGUCAGGAGUUGGAGAUGAUCCCUUCAUCUGCAUCUGUGCAGAUGGCUUCGCUGGAGACACCUGCAACCUGACAGAGACAGGACCCUGCGGUCCUAACCCCUGUAAGAACGAUGGGUCCUGUGAGGUCAUCUCUCCGACCAGGCGAGGAGAUGUUUUCAACGAGUACAUCUGCAAGUGCCAGCCAGGCUUCGAGGGAGUGCACUGUCAGAUCAAUGUGAAUGACUGUGUUGAUCAGCCUUGUAAGAACGGAGGGAUGUGUCGAGAUCUUGACGGAGACUACACCUGCCAGUGUCUCUCUCCGUACGUGGGAAAGCAGUGCCAGCUACGUUGCAUCUCUCUGCUGGGGAUGGAGGGAGGAGCCAUCGUGGAGUCCCAGAUUUCAUCCUCCUCAGUGCACUACGGCAUCCUGGGUCUUCAGCGGUGGGGUCCAGAGUUAGCUCGACUCAAUAACCAAGGCAUCGUCAACGCCUGGACGUCGGCUGCUCACGACAGAAACCCCUGGAUCGAGAUUAAUUUGCAGAAGAAGAUGCGUCUGACGGGACUCAUCAGUCAGGGUGCCAGCCGUAUGGGCACUGCUGAGUACAUCAAAGCCUUCAAGGUGGCGAGCAGCUUUGAUGGACAAGCUUACACCACUUACAGACUGGAUGGACAGCGUAGAGACAAGGUUUUUGUGGGAAAUAUAGACAAUGAGAGCACAAAGACAAACCUUUUUGAUCCUCCCAUCGUGGCCCAGUACAUCCGAAUCAUCCCUGUGGUUUGUCGGAAGGCUUGCACGCUCCGCAUGGAGCUGGUGGGCUGUGAACUCAACGUUUAUUCGAACACGGCAGGUUGCUCAGCCUCUCUGGGAAUGAAGUCUCGCCUCAUCUCAGACGGGCAGCUCACAGCCUCCAGCUCCUACCGCACGUGGGGAAUCGACACCUUCACGUGGCACCCUCAGUUUGCCCGGCUGGAUAAGACGGGAAAGACAAACGCCUGGUCUCCUGCGCACAGCAACCGAUCAGAGUGGUUACAGAUUGAUCUGGAGAAGGCGAAGCGGCUCACAGGCAUCAUCACUCAGGGGGCCAAAGACUUCGGCGUGGUGCAGUUUGUGUCCGUGUUUAAAGUUGCUUACAGUAACGAUGGAGAGUCCUGGAGUAUAGUAAAGGAGGCUGACACUGGAAAUGAUAAGCUUUUCCAAGGAAACAUCGAUAACAACACCCAUAAGAAGAAUCUAUUUGAGCCUCCAUUUUACGCUCGCUAUGUCAGAGUCAUGCCCUGGGAAUGGCAUGAACGCAUCACUUUACGUAUGGAGCUGCUGGGCUGUGAUGACUAGAAACUCAUCAAUCAACCAUCCAACUGUGCUCCAUCCUUGCCUGCCAUGUCUUCAAACCACAGCAGAGGAGCAGACAUUGAAGAGGAUUGUCUGUUCUGACCUUUGGUUUGAUUCUCGGUUGGCUGCUGGGACUGUUAACACUUUUAGCACUUUUUUGACUCGUGACUUUUUAUGAUGAUGUUAAUAGAAUUGUUUAAGUAAUCAGAUGAUUUGAACUUUAAUGGCCUCAGACAUAAACAGACUUUACGUGAGUAGAUAUAAUUCUAGUCCAUACUUGAUUUCGGGUUCUGUAACAUCUGGUGACCUGAUACUUGCAGGUUUUUAAAUUCUCCUGUCCUUCUCUUUCAGUCUCACAGCAGUUAACACCUUUACUUUUUAAUGUUUUUUAUAGUCCAAUCAGGACAGCUGACAAACAUACUAAACAUGUUACUUGACAUGUUUUUAACUGCUUGCAAAAAUAUAUAGUAUAUUUCGGAAUGUUUGAUUAUUGUGGAAGAGUCAAAUGAUGUCAGAGAACAGAGAACUUUAAACUUUAACAUUAAAGCUGCUGUAGACUGUAGGGAUGUUGGCAAGAAUUGUGUUUCUCUACUAAAGUAAAGCAGGGAUCAUUCUUAAAUAUAAUUUCAUCCUUUUUGCAACAAAUGUGAAUAGACAUAUCUGUAGAAAAAGAAACAUUGUUUUUUAUUCAUUGUUGGUCUUACACUAAGAUCUUUUAUUAAAUGUUAAAAUAAA
This is a messenger RNA of Notolabrus celidotus (New Zealand spotty), 2326 nucleotides long. Its product is annotated as EGF-like repeat and discoidin I-like domain-containing protein 3. Gene Ontology annotation, molecular function: calcium ion binding. NCBI's taxonomy places the organism in Eukaryota, Metazoa, Chordata, Actinopteri, Labriformes, Labridae. The transcript is spliced from 10 exons. The record is from RefSeq and is a predicted model, not a curated record. Bases 161 to 1594 code for a protein of 477 amino acids.